AUUACCGACGUUAGCCCGCUAUUGGAGGUGGGCCCGUUUUCAAAUUGACGUCUGUUCAUCCAGUUUCUGGCUGGGUGUUAAUGCUCUGUUGGCAUCCUCUUCAUCACUGCUUCUAGUUUGUCUUCUUGAAAAGAUCCCUUAACAAGUCUUCAACAAGUUCUGAAUAGAAGAGUCAUUAAGGGUCCCCGCCUCCACGUGACGUUGCCAUUAGCGGAAAUAGACAUAAAAUAUCAGAAAUGGCGACGAACUAUAAAGAAGACGCGUCACGUCACAAAGAUACAGCUGGGAAUGACAAAGAAGCUUUAACGUGCUCUGUUUGUUUAGAAAUUUAUGAAAAUCCUAUGCGCGUCGAGUGCAGUCAUGUAUUUUGCAAGGCUUGCCUGCUUGCAUUACAGAGGCCAAAAAAACCAAUUUGUGCAGUGUGUCGUUCUCCCCUAAAGGGAGGAGCUAAAGCUGUUGAAAUUGAGAGGAAACUAGAAGUAACUCCAACAAGCUGCAGUGGCUGUGGAACUCAGGUUUAUAUGAAAAUGUUGCGUUCCCAUAAUGCAACAUGCCCGAAAUACAGGGAGUUUAUUUCUGAAGGUGUGAAAGCAUCCAUGAAGGAUCAGCAUCCCAGCCUUAGCAAUGUCCCGAAUCGCUUUACAUUUACCUGUCCAUACUGCAAUGCUAAAAACUUGGACCAAGAUAGCUUGAUUGAGCAUUGCAGUACAAACCAUACAGGAGAAUAUGGAAGAAUGGUUUGCCCAAUUUGUUCCUCCAUGCCAUGGGGUGACCCGAACUUCAAAAGUGCAAACUUGAUACAACAUUUGAAAAUUCGUCAUAGGUUUUCAUAUGAUACUUUUGUGGAUUACAAUGUUGACGAGGAUGAAAUGGUACAGGAAGCCAUUGAACUUUCUCUGCAGGACAGAAACAUGAACUCGUAGACAAACUACCUCUUCCUGCUUUUCUGUCAAAUAGCAAUUAAUUCUAUGAUUACUGCUGUGUAGCAGUUUAGUUCACAAACUAUCCUGUGCUCUUUUUUGAUUCUUUAGGUAAAAACACUUGUAAUGGCAAUAAUAAUUCAACUCUUUGUAUCAUAAGUCUACCAUUUAUCAUCAAGUGUGGUACUCUAGGAUACAAUUGGGUUAGGUAACUCUAAGAUAUAUUAAACAUCAGAUUGAGGAUACAUUUUAUAACGCAGGAUCUCUUCAGUCUGAGAAUCAUUAUAGCACUUUAAUCAUGUUUAAAAAUAGAUAUUUGCAUUUUGAAUAAAUUCUAGCUACUGCCUUGUAAUGUGAUUUGUUUCUUGUUAGUUGUUUCAAGCUUUUUGAAAAAUUAAUAAAUCAUUAAUUAGAUUACAGAUAAA
Messenger RNA from Stegostoma tigrinum, 1345 nucleotides. It is a transcript of the gene rnf114, whose product is annotated as ring finger protein 114. Gene Ontology annotation, molecular function: ubiquitin protein ligase activity. The coding region runs from base 237 to 923 and encodes 228 amino acids. Lineage: Eukaryota; Metazoa; Chordata; Chondrichthyes; Orectolobiformes; Stegostomatidae. The record is from RefSeq and is a predicted model, not a curated record. The transcript is spliced from 9 exons. Gene Ontology annotation, biological process: protein polyubiquitination; ubiquitin-dependent protein catabolic process.